GUGACACAGUUCAGGCGUCAAUUAAUAAAGUUGAACAAGGUACAGUACGGUUGAUAUAUUCAUGUAUGUUUACAUAGCUAUUGGCCGCUUUUUGUAUUCGACUGUGAGAAAGUACCAGUUCUUGGUCGUUUGUAUAGCUAUAUAAUCUAUAUAUAUAUAUAUAUAUAUAUAGCAAUAGACUACCGUUAGUUGGACAGUUACUUCAUUACACUAUUCCAAUUGUACUGGUUUGUUUUAUCAACGAAGUAAUAAUAUAUAGUACCAAAGAUGUUAAGAGUUGUAAACAAGCUCUCCCUUAUGAUUAGUUGUCGAUUCAUUGGUUUUGUCGGAUGUCAAAAUAUCGGGUUAGCCAGUGUUCAACACAAUAAACAUGUUAUUUUUUUAAUCAAAAUAUUAUCACAUCAAUUUAAUCUCUAAUCAGCAUCCAUGCAUCUAUUUGGAAUUUGUUUAUUUUAUAAAUAUUCAAAUGACCUGUUGGAAAUCGUUUUGGAAGACGUCAUACACAGCCACAAACGAGUUUAAGACAUUUUCAAAUAACGCUUUAACUGGAUUCUUAAACUGAUAUUUAGAUAUUUGAUACUUGUAUUUUUCAACUAGUUGAAUCCAUGUCCAUUUCCGUAUAGGUUGGGCGUCAUAUCCAUACUUACCUGUAAUCCACAGAUUAAUAAGAAGACACGCGUAGUUUCUACAAUGUAUUGAAAGAAACGAUUGCUCGAUUUUAUAAUUAUUUAAUUAUGACAAACAGUUCAUGAUCUUUUGCACGCGCAUGUUCAUUAAUGCCAAUCACAAUAAGUGCCCUACUUACGUAUAUGUAAUUUCUCAAUAUCUUUCCAGCGAUAUAUUAAAAGCAAUAAUGUUGAUUUGUAAUAAGUAAUUGUUAAAAAGAAUUCACAAGUUUCAAGAAAAAGUUUGAAGAAAAGUUUUUUGUCCUUUUUUUUAAACUUAUUUUGAAUUCAGUUUCGUUGACACAGUUCAGUAGGCAAUGAAUAAAGUUCAACAAGGUACAGUACGGCUGAUAUAUGCUUACAAAUUGUCCGCGUUAUGUAUUCGACUGUGAGAAAGCAACAGCUCGGAGGCGUUUAUAAAGCUACAUAAUGUACAUAGAUAUAGACUACAGUUAGUCGUCAAGUCAGUGUAUAUGUUUUUAUAUGAGUUUAUAUUAAGAGGCAUUUUUUUCAAUGUCACGUAGGCUAUUUGCAAUAAAAAGUGUUCAAAACCUAAAAUAUUUUUGUCGUCCCUCUCAAAGUUAUUUUGUUUUAGCUGUAUUCUAUAGUUUAUAGAGUUAGCUACCUUUUUAAAUGCAUCUGCUGGUUGAGUAACAUAAAAUAAUAGUUACAAAUUGGCAAUUAAAAUACAGUUAUCAAUGAUGCUCUAAAAUUGACUCCAUAUUUACAGCCAUAUAAGCAAAACUUAGUGGACUUCAGACAUCAUUUCUCUUUGGCGUAUCAUCUAAAAACCUCUCCAUUUUAGCAUUAUUUUAAAGAUAAAGCACUAAACAUACUUUUUAAGUUUGUUUGGCGAUUGAGAAACGUAUCGCAAAAUAAAAAUAUUGAAUUUAAUCAUAACCACAAGUUGUAUAUUAUACGCAUUAGUUUUGAGCGCAUGUUACCUAACCGAUACAAAAAAAUUUUCUUCAUAAUUUGUUCACGGUCACGAUGAUUGAGCUCAUUGUAUAUUCAGUAUUAAUUAAGUAACCAUCCAAUAUGGUAGCUGAAAUGAAACGUGCAUGGAACCACGGAUGAAUAAAUUUAAUGUAGUUGAGACAAAGGAUUUGAACAAUGUGCACGGUGAGGUAGUGCUAAACAUCAUACAAAGGCCUUCUACUUUGUGCCUUCGAAGACUUUCGCACUUCCAAACCAUCAUUUUUUUAUUGACUAAAUGGUUUUAUUUAAUUAGUGACUUUUGGAAAUAGAUUUAAAGUGCCUAUGCGAGAAUUAUUUUAUGAUUGAAUUGGAAAGUUCAUUCGAAAUCAUAAUGUAACUUAUUUUCUAAAACUUUGUUAUCUUUCCGGUAUGUUAAGAUUUUUGACUUUGUUUCAUAUGAAAAGUGACUUAAAUGACGUCACACUGCAUAAAGAGUUUUUAGAAAGAAAACGUUUCCUUGCCAAACAUGUGAAAGUUAUCUACUUUAAGAAGUAUCAAAGCUAUCACUUCGUCUGAAAAUUUGAAUUAAUGACAAUUUUAGCAAACUAAAAAACAGUCAUCCGUAAAAUAUAUUAUGGCGUUUGACGUCAUAUUAGUCAUAUUUGUAUGGCAAAGAAAGUCCAAUAUUUUGAUAUACCGGAAAGAUAACACAUUUGAAAAAAACACAGUUACUUAUGAUUUUAAAUGAAUUUUGCAAUUCAGUCAUAAAAAAAUUCUCGCAUUGGCACAUUUAAGGUUGUAAUUGUAAGCAUAAAAUAUAUUCGAGCGGUCUUGAUACUGGAAAAGCAGUGUGAUAUACAGCAACAAACAAAUUUAAAACAUUUUCUUAUAACAUUUGUGAUAUAGGACGCUCGGAUAUUUUUCAAAUACCACUAUUCUCAAGCACUCGUGAUGAUAUAUGCGAAGAAAAAUAAGAUUGUAACAACACAAGUUUGAAAUCAUCGGCAUUAUUCAUACAUUGGCCGUUUACAAAUGUACAGCUGUAAUAAGUAUACGAGCUUUGCCUAAUAACGAGAGACAACGUACAACGGAUCAACUCAAGGACGACAACGUGCCCGAUAGUGAUAUUAAUGAGUUGAGGGGAGGCAUUGCGCGCAAGCGCAGCUGCCGUGUGAACCAACCGAAUUUUUUAUAUUUAAACAAUAACAUUUUAAACCCAAAAUUGGCCUAAUAGCAAAAUUCUCAUCAAAGAUGGCUCAUUUAAUUUGUUUAUAAAAUUAUCUAACAAAAAAUAAGACACAACCAAGUAAAAUUAUAUCAAUGAAACGCAAUUGCAUUGGGAGAUAAAUUACUGGACAUGCAAUAUGAAACAGCUUCUUACUAUUAUAAACAAUUGCUAUCAGUAACAAAACUUAAAAGAAUUAAUUUUUCAUUAUUCAUGGAUACUUAACGCCAUUUAUUUCCAAAAGCUAUGCAUGCAGCAGAGCCAAAUAAAGUGCUACUGUAUACGAAGAGCAGCAUGCAUUAGGGCAUAUAAAAAAAUAUGCUUAAAAUUUUCAAUAGGUUCACUACAUCUGGUACAAGUCGGUGAUUUAGCACAACUUUUUAUAAAAUGUGGUGAUUGAGAGUAUAUUAUUAUUUAUUGUCUUAAACGUGUAUGAAAAAUUGACACUCACUGCUCCCCUACAAAGAACAAAAGGAUUAGCAUGCGAAAUGUCAAAUUAUCGAUUAAUAAGCGAAGAUUUGAAUUUCUCCAUUCAAGAAGAUGCCCGUAUCAAUUAAUGCAGGUAAUUAAAUUGUUCCAUAAUUGAGCUAAUCAUUUCAAACAAACAAUCUGUGAUUCCAAAUAAUCCAAAAUGAGAGCAAUUGAAAUUAUGUCUAUUACACCGCAAAGACGCGCGAGUAAUUUGCAACAUUGGGUGACACCAGAUAUAUUCAAAGGCAUCUUUUACUUAUUCAAUAUUCUACACAGACUUGACAGCCAGAGAUAUUGACAUUAUUAGGCAUACUAUUCCAUCAAAUUUUCCACUGUCUUUUACCACGAUUUGUGGUUAGUUUUUACGCUAUUUUUUAAGCCAAUGAGGGGCAUUUGCAUGUAGACAGAGUAAUUAAUAUCACUUUGGAAAAUAGCUAUGGGUUUUACAAAAUCUUCUCUUGCAUUUCAAUACAGUUUCCUCAAAAUACAAUAAACUACUGGUGAUUCGAUUACUGUACAAUUGAUGAGAUUGGUCGAGAUGGUUCAUCUCUAGUCGUCCUAAUCAUUUGACACACCAAUACUGUACGCGAAAAUUCUUAAUUUAAAUUUAAAUGUUUUGGUUUGGUUAUGAGAGAGGCAAACAUAUUAAAAAUAAUUCAAGUAAAAAUUAUAUAUGUUGAUACAUAUCUUGGUUGCUUUUAUGAAAUUACCCAUUUGCCACAGAAUAAGUAUACAGCUAUUUCAAUUAAGGUUGUCCCCGAGCAAAGCGGAAUACGAUCGCGAAAGAAAGCUGCAAAUCGUUAAUAAAUUCAUUAUUUUUUUGCGAUUCCCAGCAGCCUUUCGCGCUGGUAUUCGACUUUUCCGUUUUAGUCAUGCAGAACCUUAUAUAAUUGAAAUAGCUAUAUAUACAGGGUGUAAAAAAAAAGCGCAAUCCUCGACUGAAAUGUAAAUUGCUAAACAAAUAAUAGACGAAAACGUUAAAGUUUACAUUCAUAUUAAUGCGUAGCCAUUCAGCUUUCUAACAGUGGGUUGUUUCUUAAAUUUGACUCAUUGGUUCGCGGGUAAUAAUACUUUACGUUAUUGCGAUUGGAGAUUAAAAAAAUUGAGAUGGAAUAACAAAUCGUUCUCAUGAAAAUAACUGUUUUUCAUUAAAACAAACAAAUGUUGCAUUUUAUUAAUUGGAUUGUAACAAUGAGUAUAAUUAUGGCUUUUCUUCCAUUAUUUUUAACUCAGUUUGAAACUUCAAAUGCGAUAUAAUUUUGGCUUGGACCAUCUAAGCUGACUGACAUCAACUUGCUAUAAUUUCUGUUUACAUUACAUCGCAAUUCGAUGACACUCUGGCUCAGACACCAGAAUGUUUUGACGAUUUUUAGCAUUCGUUUAGGAUUUUCAAACAACCUGGUCUCUUUUAAAAUAAUUUUAAUUUGUUCUUACGUGGUUUUCCAGAUGUAGUGACGACAACAUUAAAGUUUAAAGAAGAAAAUUCUAACAUUUAAACCGACUAAACAAUAACAUAGUAAACUUGCAUAAUUAAACAGCAACUAAAAAUUAUAGGUUUUACUAAAUCUUUUCCUGUGCAAUUAUUACUAGCAUUGGAGACAAGGAUAAUAGUUUGUUUGAAAGAGGAAAGAACAGGCUUUGAAGUAAGCCUAAAAGCGUUUAACUAGAAAUAGUAUUUCGAAAGUUAUUAAGCACAAAAGAUGAAUUGCGUUUAUUUUGAUACAACCUGCAGUAUAAGCAUUUGAUACUGUUGAUCCAUGCAUUUAUUCACUAUAAUGCCAUGUUACAUAAAUUCGAUUCGCGGUGUAUAAUUUAUGGUAAUAUAAUGUUAUUAACGUCGCUUCCAGAACUUCAUGCUUUUUUACAACCUUCGAUUUAUAGGCUUCUUUGAUUAUUGAAUAGCAAAGAAUGUUUAACAAUACCCAAGUGCUCUAUUUCUUGACGUUCGCAUUCAUGCUUUAUGCAGCUGUGUAAAGGAUUGGAAUAUUCAUCGGCAUGCCUGCCUAAGAUUUUGGGAGAGGUUUUGCGGGCGGGAAAAUUAGGACAGAAUUAUUUUUCUCGCCGACAAGUCCGGCUUCCCCCAAAGAAACCGGUCUCGUAAUACGAUUAUCUCCAUUACGUAAUUAUGCUAAAAUCAAUUACGUACUAAUUAUUCCUAAUCGAUCUAUUUCAAAUCCAUAAUGCACCUCUUUGGCAGGUCUGAGCUAGAAUUAUUUAGGAACAACAAUGUUUCAAUUCGCGCAUAUCAAUAAACAGCAUGCAGGAGAACUACGUACAGAUUUUCGAAAGCCAAUAUCCCAUGUCUGAUUCUGAUAACCAUUUACCUGUAGUAUAACAUUGUAUGACGCUGUGUAUUGGUGUAAUGUGACUAUACAUUUCUAAUAGCAAAACAAAUGCUAGAAUGUUGUGCGUUUCCAUUGUCCAAAAGUUAAGAUGAGAAAAAUAAUAACGAUAAGCAAUAAUAUUAAGCAAUCUUAAAAAUUUAGCUUUGAAUAGUUUGCUACUUGUUGUCGCGGAUGUAUUGUAGUUCAUUUCCUUUCAAUAUUUUCGUAAUAUAAACAUAGCUAAUAAAUUUAAGAAGGCAAUAUAAAUCGUUAUUUUCCAGCUCAUGGGCAAAUUGAUCUUUAAGCGUGUCUAGCAUCCGCAAACGAGUUUACGACAUUCAAUAUUUUUAAUACUUUUAAUUUUGUGCCAAAUUGAAUUCUCUAUAAAUUCGCUCUAUGUAUUCAUUAGUUUUGGACGGCCCACUGCCUGAUCAAUGCUGCUGGUGAAUCGAAUUUGCAUUGUGUUCAACAUUUGGCAUGUGUGCAUGCAUGGUGCUCUAUAGCCUUGGCUACUAUCAGACGGGCAGUUACCUUUGAUUCCUUUCCGUGCUGCCAAUAUGAUUUUUUUAGGAUCAUGACCGUGUGCCUUAUUUGUGUUGAAUUUGUUUGCCUUCUAUUCUUUCAGACGUCAUGAAUAAUCGACUAUUUCCGUUUCUUUUUCUGGUUGUUGUUCUAUCCUCGUCGCGUCAGGAAUCUCUGGCUUGUCAAAUACAAUCAGGUAACCAUUAGAGUAGUAUUUUUAAAAAUUCAGUCAUGUUGGAAAGAGAACGAAAUAUCCCAAUAUAUGCAUUGAGAUUCCAUAAAGAGUAAUUAGUGUUGUGAGGCAUGCUCGUACUCUGCAGGUUCUUUCCACUAUGCUCCUCGCUGGAGGAAAGACCCUGGUCCAGGCUGGUCACGUGUUUCUCAAAUUUUGAGAGAUAACAAUUGGAACUUAUGGCGGGUAAGUAAGGUAAAUGUGGCGUUCGAGUUGCUAAAGGAGUUCAAGACAAUACAAGAAGUUUGAAUAAAAAGACACAAAGGCUUAUCAUGAAAUGAAUAUUUGUUAUUAGCAUGCAUGUAUAUUUUAUAAAAUACGUCAUAGUAUGGUCAUAACGGUCAUUCUAAAGAGAUUGCACAAAUUUGGUGAUGCACUCCCAUUAAUUAUUUUUUAAAUAAUUUGAGCAUCCUUAUAUUCUAACAUAUUCUGAACAGAUAGCCAUUCCAAUUCUUUAAGGUCAGGUGUUAUGUGAUCAAAUUUCUUAAUUCCAAGAAUAAUCCUUGCAGCAAAGUUUCGAACUAACUGUAAUUUGUCGAUAUUCUGUGUAUAACUACCCGUCCAUACAUAGGAACAAUAGUAUAGUUUACUAAAUAUUAGAGAGUUGAUAAUCAUAAUUACAAUCGGUUUGUCAAAAAGAUGUUUAACUCUAUUAAUUUGACAAAGCAAUCCCAUCAACGUCGAGGUCAGGUUGGUAACGUUGAUUGUGUGUUCGUUAAACGUCAGGCAGGAGAAUCCAGCGUUACGCCCAAUUCCAGUUCGGGAAACUAUUGGGCUAAACGAACAUCAUCUAUAUAUAGCGUGUCUCCUUGAUCUUACAAUGGGCAGAUUUGACGGUGCAGAAUCGUGUGAACUAGUGGGUUCAUAUUUACUAGCUACAUCUUAACACAACAAAGCAUGGAAACAACUUCGGAAAAUAUAUAGAGCUGACUGGUUAGGAGUCAUUAAAAGCGACAGCGCGUGUGAUAGGAAUGUCAAAAAAGAUUUGUGUUCCAUUUUCAACAAAUACGGGCUCAAAAUCACAAUUGAACGUUACUCUUCAUUUAUCAACCGGGAAAUAUCAGGCAUAUGCCAAACCUAAUAAUAUACCCUUUACGUGCACAAGAAAUCUAACCACCCACCUAAUAUCCUGCGCAAUACCCCACUGUCUAUCAACAAAUGCCUAACUGAAAUAUCAUCCGAUGAGGAAUCAUUUCAACGAGCCUCGCAACAAUACCAUCAAGCACCUCAGAAUAGUGGUUAUAACUUAUAAUCACCAAUUAAAGUACAAGCAGCCACAAAAUCAUACAACCACUCAAACCCGAAAUCGGAGACAAAAUAUUAUAUGGUUCAAUCCACCAUUUACUAAAAAUGUAUCAGCGAACAUGGGACAAACAUUUUUGAAUAUCAUUGAUGAUGAAUUCCUACCGGGGCCGGCCAAGGAAUAUUUUAAGUAAUAGACUGCAUGGUAGGCCAUUUGGCCAACCAGGCCCCUCAAGUGGCCCACCACUCACAGGGUAUUGGCCCACCACUGUGUGGGCCCCGCAGCUUCAGUCUUUACAUUUUAGCAUCAAGAAUAUAAAAUUAUUUACCUAAAAAAGCUAUUAGAACGUUAGUCUAUAAACUUUCAAUUUCUUGAUGGCACUUAUAUUGCAGUAAUGAUUUUGUUUCAAAUUAUUCAUGUGCAGAACACAAAGUACACGCAUAUUUUUCCGCUGACAUUACGUAUUGGGGGCACAUGUCACCAAUAUUUCACGAUUUUUAUUUAAAUAUAAAAUGAUAAUUUUUAUAAAUUUGUUCAUUAUAAAAAUAUGGCGACAAGCAACAAGCGAAAGGAAUUGAGCGGUUAUCAGAAAAGAAAAACAAAAGAGACGUCGACUGCGAGAAUUGAACAUAUCUACAGUAUUAUGAACCAUGGGCAAACCACUUUAUCCGACUUUUUACACCGCAAUACAAAUGAGUCAUUCGUCAGAGGUGAAAGUGCAUCGACAUGCUCAGCUCCCGCUGUGUUGGAAACAAAAGAUGAUGGAUCUAAAAAUACAGCUGCUGAGGACGAUGAAAUGCAAGUCUUUCGGACAGAUUGAGAAUAUCCAGAAUAUUGAAUCUACUAAUUUAGUGAUCAAGGUACAGUUUUGACAGUGAGAUUGAGGAAAACGAUUCAAGUCAGCCAAGGUCUUCUAAAAACACUCAUUGCAUCAUUUCUCGCUGUUACACCGCAUAGUAUGGCUACUGAGCGUGUUGUUUCUCACUACAACAGAGUAAAAACGAAGACAGAGCUUGUCUAAAACAGACAACAAUAAACAGUGUUUUACAAAUUUCACUGAAUGGGAAAGGAACUGUCCUGUUUGAUACAAGGGAGGCAGUAGCAGAAUUUUUAAAACGAAAAAGCACAAGAAAUUCCCAAACUGACACAGAACUUUUUAAGGAUAGAGAGUAUAUGAGAAAAUUAUAUAGGGAUUCAAGUUGAUGUUUGUAAUUUGCUUCUGUUUAGUCACUUUAGGGGAGAGUGCCAGAGUGGAACUGGAACACUUUCAACACUGCAUUUCAUUAAUUUACAAUCAUUUCAGUAUUUUUUUGUAUUUUUUGUCAGAUCAAUUGCAUCUGUUAGUGCGGCGAACUCAGAACUGGGGUUUUUCACUCAUGCCCUUGCUGGCAUGAUGCCCCAGUACGCCAGUACCGAAGUUAACGGAGUACCCCGCUGUAGUGUAGAAACUAGAAAUAAUAAAUAUGUGUUGAAUGUGACACUGUAAUACUCAAUAAGUUCAAGAAGCGUUUUAACACGAUUACUACACAAAUAUUCAAUACUCACUUUACUCAGAGCUGGACCGACAGCCGGCAGGGGGCGAGACACGGGGACCCUACCAUAAAUUUUGGCCCACCACUGUGAAUUCCUUAAAAUAUGCCUUGGGGCCGGCCACCCCUUACACAAAAUAUUCAACCGCAACAACUUUAAAAUAAGCUACUGCAGUUGCACGCCCACUAUCAAACAAACAAUUUAGUGACGGACACAACAGGACCAAACUGUCCUAAACCUCCACAACGAGCGAAGAAUGUACAUGCAACUUUAGAAAAAAAGAAGAGCGCCCAAUGUUAAAAAAAUGUUAGGUAGAGUCCAUUGUGUAUCAAGCUAUAGUUUCUACCAACGACAACACAACACCUCAAACAUAUGUUGGUCUUACGGAAAACUCUUCUAAAACUACAUAUUACAACCACAAAACGUGACGUUUUUACUUUUACUUUGUACGAGAAAAGGAACUCCACGCAACGUAGUAAAAAUGUCGACUGGCACUUAAAGCGCAGAGGAAUUGAAUUUUCCUUUAAUUUUAAAACAAAAAUGUAUCAGUAGGAAUGCAGGUGGUUUUCGACCCGGAUUUUCAGGGCGGCGCAGAGCAACGCCAGCUCUUGGAUAGAGAUAACGUACUUUGAUGUGAACAGCCCUUUUGUAGAGCUCUUAUGUAUUUCUCAUCCAACUCAGCAGCAAGCUCUUCCUAAUUCUAUAUCAGCUGAGCAAUUUUUCUAGCAGACAAAUUUCCUGAGAAGCUUUGCGCGCGUAGUUCGAAAACAGGGCACCAGUGGCGUAGCAAACUCGAUAAUCGGGGGGAGGGGGCAAUAUUCGUAUAUUCGUGUUCACUGACCUUAAAAACAAUUGAUUUCAAAAGAAAUUAAUAAGGCAGAACACGAAUAUAUGAAUAUCCUCCCCCCCCAAUUAUCGAGUUUGCUACGCCACUGCAAGGCACCAGCCUGUCAAACCGCGCUCAUCGUGAGCAUUCUCGUUUCUUUCGAUCAAAUACCUUCAAAGGCCAGUUACAUAUUUCAGAUAUUAAUAGUGUGCUAAAAACAGUGCUAUAUUAAUAUCAAACGGUUAUUAAACCACGUAAAACUUGAGCAAGGAGAUUUGUGAUAAGUCAAUAUCGCCAUUCACAUUUAUAUAUUCGAUUAAUAUAUUAUAGCAUAAAUUAUCAUGAUUGAUGAUUGGAUUUAUUAUAUGUUAAUAAAGAGCAUUUUUCAGUACACACCAUGCACCCGUGUUUUCCAAAAUUGCGGUGUAGGUUGUGAUAUCUAACAUACCAAGAUGUGUUUUCGCAAAUUAGCAUGAGGUAGGUUGUCGAGCACACCAUAGUGCAUUUCCUAACACAUCGUGGCGCGGUUAAGUUUCUAACACACAAAAGCGUGUUUUUUAAAAUUGUAUAGGAAUGUGUGUUAAAUGUACACACAUUUGUGUGUAAUUAAACACACCUUGGCGUGUAAUUGAACACACCUGUUUUUAGAAUGUAUUUAGGCAUCCAUGAAUACGUCAUACCACGCCUGUCGAUGCUAUCAUACGGCUAGGUUGUUUUUCUUACCUCACAGUCUGUUCUUGUCGAAAUGAGCAGUUCUAAAUAUUUGUUAGGAUGACCCCUAAUUUAUUCCUAAUAUUUAGUAGUAAAGUACAAAUUUCGUCCGCCACUUAUGCUCUCUUGAUCAAUAUAUGCACAUCAAAUUUCUGCUUGCACUUCAAUUCUAGAUCUGGAGUAUUAAAUUCAGAUUUUUACAGGUAACAUUACUUCCUUUAGCUGUAUAGUAGGUCUUGACUUGAAAUAUGGCAGAUUCUCGAUAAUAUAUAUUUUUUAAUUUUGAGGAUAUUUAUUUAAAUUUCAUUCCAGAUUGCGAUACAGAUUCAAUCGGUAAAAUUGAAUUUUCUAAAUCUUUAACCGGACCAAGCUACUAUUCACAUCCAGGCCCAAUCACAUUGACAUGCAAAGCUACUGGUGACAUUCAGUCAAUUAAGUGGAUAAGAAAAAGAUCUGAUGGAAUUGAACAAGAAUUAGAAAGCAAAGUAACAAUUAAUAAUUCAUCUAAUUACUGGCUAUCAAGGUUGGAAAAUUAUCUAUUAUCGAAGGACUUUCCAUUCACUUAUCAUUGUGAAGCUCUAGGAAUAUGCUGUAACAGGCAACAAUCAAACCCCAAAAUUGUAAAGCUAAGACCUGGAAGCACUGUUUCAGGUAAGUGUUAUGUUGCAGGGAUUUUUCGUGCGUUAGUCAAAAAUUUCGUUGCUGAACAUCGAGGGAGGGGAUUCUUUUACCGCGGGGGGGGAGUCGCAAAGCGAAUUGAUUUGUAUCCUGUUUUACGAAAAAAUGUUACGUGAAAAUUACGUCGCCCAAUGUCAGGGCUCGACAGCAUGCCUAGGAAACACAUAACUCCAUAUUUUGUCCUUAAUUUACAUGAAUGGUCAAAAGAUUUUCAAAAUUAUAUAGCGAUGCGAUUUUUUAAAACAUUUGAUUGAUUGUUAAUUCGCAGGAAGAGAAUUUCCGCGUUUAAUUCACUGCUUUCCGAGUUUUAAUAUUCAUACUGAAACUGCUUGUAUUAAGCCGCAGUAUUAAGCCGCAGUAUUAUGUAAAUUGACUGAAAUAUUAUGUAAAUUUCGUCUCUUAUUACGUACAGACGCGCAAUCCACUACAGCCUACAACAGCUAUAAUGCUAUAUCUAGUUAAACUAGAAUAUAUUUACCUUCAGGCCGUACAAAACUUUUUUGUUUUCUCUCGAACGUACUUCGGGAUGUAAGAUUCCGCACUAAAAUUUCACGGUGCGAGGAAGAAGCUUGUUAUGUUCACAGCGCUCAAUAAGUCUUCAAUGGAACGCUUCGGUUACAUAUCUUUAAGAUAUUGUUAAUUAAGAUGUUGUCGAUCGUCUUUCUCUAAAGCAGCCUUUGCGGUUUCGUGUUUAGAACUUCUGAUAAAUUUUCUGAUUGCCAUAAAACGCACGUGCUAUAAAAUCGGCGGGUACGCCGUACGCGUAUAAUAAUAAGAGACAGAAUUUACAUAAUAAUUCAGUCAAUUUACAUAAAUACAUAGACCUUUCCGUGCAUAUUAUUAGCCUGAACGGUAUGAUCGAUAAAAAAAUCCAGCCGACGGGAAUUCAGGAUUUUUUGAAUUAGCCAAUCGGAUAGCCUGUAUUCGAGCCCCUGAUCGCUUUAGCGAUCAGGACUCCCCACAGAUCGCGCAAAAGUCGAGAUAGCGAAUCAGAUGGCUGGAAUCUGACUCAGAGCGUGCGAAACUCAUGCGUAAGACCGCUUUUCUGCGCGUUCAUGUUCGAAGUCGUUGCUACUGCAUGGAUGAUAUCAUAGAACUGGACUGUUAAACUUUCAAUAAAUACACUGCGCGAAAUUUGAUAACUGGACAGCUAUUUUAAUUUAACAAUUUUCUGGCCAAUUUUUACCUUAAUCGCGUGAUCGCUCUGAUCACAGCUAAUAAAAUAGGAUGGUUUGGCUAGCUGGACACCCCCCCAAAAUAUGUUAUUAUUCUCGACUAUUGAGGUCACGUGACGCUUUUAGUGCAUCAGCUAUAAACAAUGAAUGCUUUACAAUAUGAGCGGCGACGCACUUCUACGCCGACCACCUUCGAAUUAACUGCUUUUUCUGGCGAAUUUUGGAAAAAUCUCAGUAGCUACGCUACGCCGGGUGCCAACUGGGCAAAGUAUGGCUGUUCGACAAGUCGAAAGAGUGGUCUUUCGUUAUUUAAGUUACCUUGACCAAGAGUGGAUAAUUGGCAAGAGACGAAAGCUUCGAAGGAGAUUGCGCGUAAAGAAUGACUAUAUGGAUACUAAGAACAAGCGAACAGAUGCAGAAAAUCGAGGAAAAUAAGAUUUUCCUAUGUGAGCGUCAUUUCAAAGACGAAUUGACAUCUGAUUGUAAGUACAGACUUUUUAUCUUUGCGCGAAAUAUUAUAAUUGCUCGGCCUUUGUCUUAUUGUGUAUAAUCAAUAUGGUUGAAAUAUUUGCGGUUUUGAUAUAUUGAAUAUAACUUAAAUAACUGUGAAUACUAGUCUAGUAAUUGGAUGUUUGCCCUUUUGUAGACUGAAAGAGGAAAUCGUUAGAAAGAGGAGCUGUUCCAACUGAAAAUCUGCCGUUAAACAGCCAUGAAACCAAGUCAAGCAUACGUUGGGUCCUUGAAAGACAACAAGAAGCUGGCACCCGUGGAGAAAAAAGAAACGCUUGAAGAGUUUUGUUAAAAUGUUAAGGGAGUUUCGCUUGAUCCUUGGAGUAUCACAGCAUGUACCGAUGAUGAAAUGGGAAUUGAACUUUGGGACAGCGAUAUUCAAUUCCCAAAUUUGUGCUCAUAGAUUCAUGUUCACAUUUUUGUUACAUGUUUAUAAUUAAAAUUUAUUCCAGCCAUAGAUGACGGAUGAACCCUGCUGAAAUUGCUGAACUUUUGCUGUCUCUUCAAAGGGGGGAAUUCAAGAUAUGCAAAGGUUUACAACAAGAAGGAAUAUCUAAACUCCAUUGCAAAGGAUGCUAUAUUGCUAUAUAUAACAUCUUGCUAUGUUACAUUUGUAUCUUGUGCACAAAACAGUAAAAUAGCUUCUUAUUGAACUAAAAAUGAAUUGAUGAGCCCAAUUUAAAUUAUCUGACUUCUACUAAAAUGUGUAUAGGUAUCCCCUUUGUUGGCUCUUUUCAACAUGGUGAUAUGGCGAGCACCCAUUGCCCAACCCUAUCCCACUAUGCCCUAAGCCGUGUUUACACUACUAGCCUAAACCUGGCCUCGGUCUGGCUUUGGACCAGAUUUUUCUAGUGUAAGGCCAGGAAAUCUGGGCCAACUGUUCUGAUAGGCCCAGAUUUUCUGGCUUAGACCCGGCCGAAGUGCAUUUACACUACAAAAAUCUGGUCCAAAGGUAGGCCCAGGCCAGGCUUAGGCUCGCAGUGUAAACACGGCUCUAGUAUAUUUAGGCCCAGGGGUAUGGACAUCCUCGUACCCAGGGUGUUUUUGGGAUGGAAAGUCCCUGCGACGGAGGUUGGGGUAUGGAGUGUAGGGUGUUAAUUAUUGGCUAUGUUAAAAGUAUUUUUGGAAUGGUGGACAAUCACAUAAAUUAUAUCAAUCGCUAUGCACUUUGUUAAUAAGGUGGAAUGACCCCCAAAAUUUAAAAAAAAAUUGUAAUUAUUUAAAAAAAAAUAGUAAUUUUUUUAAAUUUUCCCCCCUCAUAUAUGUCCUAGAGUAUGAAACUUUGAUCCUAUGUUGAUUUUACAUUUAUAUUAUACAUAUAACGGCUGUUUUUUUUAGGAUUAUUAGACGUUCGUGGCUUCGUUACCAUGGAAACAUAUUUGUUUACCCUUUGUUUUUAGACAAUAGCUUGAAAGUUAUUGCCCAAAAUCAACCCAAAAUAAAUGUGGGGUAGCUAUGAAGGACUGGGUUCUAUUUUAAACUAUUCCCAGGCUCCAGCACGCCAUAUUAGCAAAAUAAAAUCGAAGGUCGUUUUAUAUUCGAAGAUAUUUUCAAAAAUAAGAUGGGUAAAUUUGCGUCUAAAAGGCGCAAUAAACGGCAAUUCUCUGGAAAUCGUUUUACAAAACAUCCUCGUGUUGAUAAUGAAGAAGGGGGCGAUGUAAAAAUACCAGAAAAAUACGCUGGAAAGAUUUCUUCAGUGGAAGCCGAGACAAAUAAUGAGCACAAGGCUUCCGGAAAUUCAGCUUCUCUUGGAAAGCUGCAACAACUUAUUAACGAAAGAUCUAACGAUAAAACGUUGGAUAAUAGUGAUUGUAAGUUGCAGUAUUUCCCCAAUAAAACGUCAGCGAAACGCACGAUAUAUUCAAGUGGGAUAAACAAUCCAAAAUGUCCAAAAGGAUACAUAAUAUUUAUUGAUACAAAGUCAAAAUAUAUAAUCUCACUGUGUCACCGUGUGUGUGUGUAGUUUCUAAACAAUCAAUUUACAAAACAUAUUAAUUUAACUAUACAAAUACGAUUACAAACAAUGAAACAACACAAGACAAAUAUCUGACUGUUAGUCCUCUGGCUAUACUACAACACUACAACGUUCAAACAACUUUUAUAAAUCACACAAAUCAACGAGAGUUCGUCACUCGAAUAUAAAAGCAAAACAUGUGUUCGUCUCUGCCCUAUCGCGGGUUAAUCCCUAAAUUCGGGCUUCGCCUAGCUAGAUCCUACACCGGCCCCUAUCGCCUAAUGCGAUACUACAAAGAGGAUCUAGAUAAGAUAAUACGAACAAGUUUAAGUAAGACAGUUUGAAGAACUUAUUGAUCACCAUCUAUCUUUGUCUCUUCCAACAUACACAACUUUCGCACAUCUCUCCUGAAUUUUCCACUUCUGGUUCAAAUAAUAACUUGACGAACCGUUCCAUGUUCAUCCGGAAAAACUUCUUCUACUAUUGCCAUUGGCCACUGUCGCGAGGGCAUCCACUAUCGACCAAUAAAACGAGAUCCUUUACUUGAACAUUUGUUGCUUGUUUCCGCCAUUUCUGCCGCAGUUGUAAUGUGGGUAAAUAUUCACUAAUCCAACGCUUCCAGAACGAAUUCGCUAACACUUGUGCUUGCCUCCAUCGUCUGCCGAAACGAUCAGCACCCACGAAUACACCGAGCGGUAAACACGAGUUAGAUCUCAGGAGUAACAACUUACUCGGGGUUAAUGGGUCUAAAUCAUCAAGUUGUCCUUCACCACGUACAAGCGGUCGAUCGUUGAGUAUUCUCUCUACUUCUACAAGCAAGGUUACCAGUGUCUCAUCAUCGAGUGUUUGUUCGGUCGUCAGAGCAGCUAAAAUCCGUCGCAUGAAACGGAUAACUCGCUCCCAUACUCCACCAGGGUGGCUCGCCGAUGGUGAAUUAAAGUGCCAUGAUACACCCUUCAUCCUCAAUUGGUCGUAAAUCUUCUUCUGCACUUCGUCCGACUGGAUGUUCUCGAAUGCGUCUUUCAAUGUACCGGAGGCUCCGACAAAGUUUGUCCCGUUGUCGCUGUACAUAUCUGUUGGGAUACCUCGGCGCGCUGUAAAACGACUGAAGGCACACAAAAAGGACUCUGCGUCUAGGGAAUGCGCUACUUCGAUGUGAACCGCGCGAGUUGACAUACACGUAAAGACACGCCCGUAUCUCUUAACCAUACUGGACCUCUUUUGUCGAGGAGAGGUCCAAAAUAGUCCACUCCAGUUGAUGCAAACGGAUUUUCACAUGCAGUGGAAAUGGAGCCAUGAUCUGCUCACAACGCCAAUUUAAAAAAGCAUUGAUGGUUUUCAAAUCUUUAAAUAACCUUGUACCCGAAUAUCUAUGUUCUAAAUUUACUAAUCGCAAUAAUGUAACUUCUUAUAUACUUCGAGACGCCGUGAACAAACUUGCUGCUCCUUUACCCCGCACCAAUUAUCUUAAAAAUAGCUUUAGCUAUAGUGGUGCAGUGUUAUGGAACAGCUUACCUAGCAAUAUAAGACAAGCGGAAUCUCUUACUGAAUUGCGACAAUUGUUGAAACAUCAUAUUCGAUAGACACGGCAUUCAUGGAAAACAGGUAUAAAUAUUAAUGUAACAUAGGCGUGAAAAUUUUUUUAAACUUUUUAAUGUAUAGAUAACUUUUUUGUAAACCUGAUGAAGCUACCGUGCUUAAAUAUAGAUUUGACUGCACGGUGAUGCAUACAUUUUACGACAGCGAAUGCACUUAUCGAUAAUCCAUCUGAUUCUAGAUCGCCCUUGGAGGAUCCAAUACUCUCGUUGGAUUGCUGUAAGGACUGUUCAAACGCCCGAAUGACCCUCCUUCUAAUGCUGUAUCAAUAAAUAGACAAGGUGGUGCUUGCUGAGAAUCACGACUGGAUGCUUCGCGUCGAAACUUAUUUUCGCUCGUUUCAACCGACCGCCAACUCUCAUCAAGCCAUAUCUCCCAUAAAUGGCGAUAGUGCCGACAAUCUGCUCGAUUUCUUUACGAUUGGACGGGUUCCGUGGGAGCUUUUCGGUUUUAGUUUCAGGCAAGCGACUUCGUUGGGAAAUGAUACGCGCUGAACGUAACGGAUGAGGCGUAUCUUUGCCGUCUGCAACUCUUCGACUGUCAAAGGCUGUUCUCCGGCCCCAACGACUCUACGCUGCUUCAACGAGUUCGAAAUUUCGGACGAUGGAUUUACUUGUCGGGAAUCUUUCACGCCAAAAUUAUCUUGUACGAAAUGGAGGAACCAGAUGAGCCACGCUAUCCCUUUUAGCAGGCGGUACCACGAGGAAUAGUAUUGGAUAAAGGAAUCUAGCGGAUCUCCCUCGCGAACUUGCGUCUCGUAAAUUUCGACUUCGCGCUUCCAUUCCAGACUUUCGUCCGACAAAACAUUCACCCCUUCUGGACGUGCAGGCCAGUUACAUUCAUCAUUAUGCAGGAAUUCCGCCCCGUUUAUCCAAAGAUUUAUCUCGCGCUCGUCACUUGGUCGUAAGCCUCUGGAUGCAAAAUCUGCCGGGUUAGCUUUCGAGUUGACGUAUCGCCACUGCGACGGAUUCGAAUUCUCGUGAAUGAUGGCAAUCCGGUUUGCGACGAACGUUUUGAAGCGGCUAGCCUCGUUAUUGAUAUACUGUAAGACACACGUUGAAUCUGUCCAGAAUAGAACGGACUCGAUCUUCAAAUCUAGCUCCUCUCGAAUCUGGAUAUCCUGCUUUACAGCUACGGUCGCUGCUGUUAGUUCUAGCCUUGGAAUGGUCGUGGGUUUUAUGGGAGCAACUCGGGAUUUUCCCAUCACCAAACUGGAAUGGAUUCGAUUUUCCAUGUCCGUGAAACAAAGAUAGGAAACGACGCCAUAACCGUCAAAUGAAGCGUCAGCGAAAUGGUGCAACUGGAUACUCCCUAGUUCGGCAGAAUGACUUGGCUUGAAACAUCUUGGAACGCUGAUGUUCACCAACUUAGGCAGGUCGUUCAGCCAUCGUUCCCACGCAUCUAGCACUUCUCGCGGAAUCUCUUCAUCCCAUCCCACUUUGUCCUUGCAUAGUUGCUGUAAAAGACGUUUGGCCGGUAAAACAAACGGUGCGGCGAACCCGAGAGGAUCGUACAGAAAACUGACGUCCGAGAGAGUCCCUCGUUGAGUGAGCGUUCUCUUUCUUCUUAUUACCCGGAAACCGAAUGUAUCUUUCUGUACGUUCCACUCCAUGCCAAACGCUCUUUCUACUGAGAGUUCCUCGAGAUCUAAACUAACGACAGACUGCGCACGUUCAGUUUCUGGAAUAGAAGUUAGAACUUCUUUGCUGUUGCUAACGAACUUCGUUAUUCGAAACGAGCGUCUCGACAGCAUCUCGCAAAGUUCCUGGAUCAACUGAAUAGCUGCUUGUUUGUUGGAAACGGACUUUAAGCAAUCGUCGGCGUAAAAAUUCUUACGUAUUGUCUCGAUGGUUUCCGGACUGAACUCCUUUUUAAAUUCCUCUGCGACCUUUCUCAGGCAAAACCCCGCACAACUCGGUGAAGAUGUUGCCCCAAACAGGUGGAUCAGCAUCUGAUAUUCUUCCGUUGGUUUAUCAUAAUCACCGUCCUCAAACCAAAGGAACCUCAGAAGAUUACGAUGCUCUAAUGAAACCAUUACUUGACAAAACAUUGCCUCGAUAUCCGCCAAAAGGCAAUGGGAUCUUCGCGAAACCUCAACAACACGCCUACGAGUUUGUUCGUCAUGUCGAGACCCUGUAGUAGUUGCUUGUUCAGUGAUACACCUUCGAAACUGGCGGCGCAGUCAAACACGAUUCUCGGUUUUUCGGGUUUUUGGGGUGCACGACCGGGUGAUGUGGAAGAUACAAUACAUCGCUGUUUUCUUGUCUCGCUUCGACAGGGGGGGGGGGACUUGAUUGAUCUUGCAUGCAUACCCUUUGUUCACGUAAUCAUCGAUCCCUUUCUUGUAUUUGUCGUAGAGGUUCGAAUCUUUCUUCAGUCUCGUCUUGAGGGAAUUUAAUCUUCGUUCUGCUAGACUCUUGUUGUUAGGAAAAUUCGGUCUUUCACGCAAUGGCAAAUCCAGUUGGUAAUGAUUGUCCACGACAAUGAGCGAUUGUUCCAUGAUGGCCAGAGCCCUUUUGUCUUCCAGCGACAUCUCCGAAUCUUGACAAUACAUCGUCUCACUAAAGUCCAUUUGGAACAGUCUCUCUGCGACUGACAAAGACUUUUCCGACAAAGCGUAUGGAAUUUCGAGACAGUCUUUCUGACCCAAACCUUGAACGUAUAAGAAGUGAGAUCUCCCAGAUUCUUGUGACACAUUAUUCAUUGUAGUGAGCGUGAAAUCUAUUGGCUGUCCGUUCGAGUUCAAUUCUUCGACUAGACUCUCUUUCACAAGGGUGGUAUUUGAACCUUCGUCUCUUAUUGCAUAAGUUAUCUUCUCACAACUUCUAUCUUUCGCAAACACCUUUACAGGAAUUACUCGUAAGCACACUCGAUUCUUGAUGGUUCCGGUGGCACCACAGUGACCAGUCUGAACAUUUCCGGUUGGAGCUGCGUGUGAGUCUGGUUUUCUCUCUUCGUUUUGAUUUCCUGGCAGGUCUUUCUUUCCGUCCUUGGCAGUCUCUGCGGGAUGGAGCAUUGGAUGAUGGCGCUUUCCGCAUCCUGGAACAAAACAGCCACGACUCGUCUUGCAGUUAUUGGCGAAAUGACCCUUGCAGAGACAAAGGUUGCACAGUCUCUUCGUGUUUACGAUGCUCUUUCGCUCUUCAUAGGGCUUUCCUUGAAACUUAAAACACUUUUCGAUUGUGUGACCAUCUCUGUCGCAAAAUAAACAUUUUGGUCUUCCCGUCGGGUUCUCAUGCCGUGAAUGAUCUCCAGAAUGUCCCUUUAUCUCCAUGUUUGAACCGUGUGAUAGGUAAGUCGUCACAUUCCUGCCCACUCGAGGCCCCUUGCCAAAUUCCUUGUCGUUGUUGGAUCUUGCACUUAUGAGUCUAACAUAUUCACUGUUGGCCAGCUUUGCCUUCUUAACAACAAAUCUCGUAAGCUGCGCAAAGUCUGAUUCUUCACUCCGAUCUCUUGAGUUUUUUGCCUCUUUGGCCCACUCCGAACGAAGAUAUCUUGGAAGACGCAUGACUACAGCACUCAUGUUGCUUCUUGAGUUGAUAUCAGCCUGAUAGCCGAGUUUGUUCAAGUUCAUCUCGCAAUUCUCCAUAUCUCGUGCAAGCUGCAUCAAUCUUUCGUUCUCGUUCUCUUUGAUUGGUCCCCUCCAGUGAUGUUAUCGAUGUGGGAUGCUGCGACUAUGUGUGUUUGUCCAAACAUCUCAUGUAAGAUAGACUUGGCUUUAAUAUAACCUUCCUCUGCAGGUAACAUUACUGUUCCACUUAUAGCUUCCUUCGCCUUUCCACUGCAUAGUUGUAUCAUGAAGUUACGUCUAGCAUUAGGGCUGGACUCAAUGUCUUCUACAUUAGUUUUGAAAUUCUCCAUGAAGCUGGGAUAGGUCAACGGGUUGCCAUCAAAGGUCAUAUACUCUCUUCGUGGCAUUUCGAAUCCCUUGCUUAUGGUAGUUCCAAUUGUGCUUGCCAUCAAGUUGAAGGCUUGUUGUUGAUGCUCAAAUAUCUGCCGGGCAGCAGUAACAGGUUCUGGUAAUGGUACAUUGUUGGUGAUAUAAGUUCCCAAAUGUUGUGGGUUGUGUUGACCACUGAGAUGCCGGGGGGACGAACACAGGGGGUUGACGCGCUUGUAUAUCGAAUGAUUGUUCACGAUUACAAUCACGUGAUUGCCCCGAUUUUGGGUUUUGCUCCAAUGGUAGGCGGUCCUGGGAUGACGGUUGCCGGUCACCCUCCCAUGGGGGUCUUCUUCCAUAAGGUGGACUACACUGAAGAUGGUUUGGAAAUGGUUGCAUUCGACUCACCUGUGGUGGAAUAUCACCAUCUCGGAUGGUCUCUGGUAACUGUGUUGAUGGUGAAUUGUGGGUCUCCAAACUUGUUUGAUUAACUGAUGUGACUCUUGGGAUAUCUGUGUUGUCUCUAGUAGAGGUUUCAAUGUUGUUGUUCAUACCACUAGCAGCUAUAGGAUGAUCAACCUGUUCCUCCAACUGAUCCAAUCUUUCUGGGUAAUCAUCACCUCGAUUUGACCUUGAAUCUGGAUCAUCCUCUUCAUGUUCUAGCUGUUCUUGCAAUUGUGCUUCUGCUAAUCUUACCUCUAAUUCAUGCAAUCUGCGCCUUCCUUCCAGCUCAGCUAGCUUCUUCUGCUGUUCCAUUUCGUGUCUUUGCAUUUCUAAGUGUAACUCUAUCUGUUCCUGAUCUAGUCCCUGUUUUUCCUUUAAAUGCUUCAACUCUAGCUCGAGUUUAGUUUUGACAAUAGUGGACCUGUUCGACACUCCUGACCUAAUGCUAAGCGCAGGGGCAGAUCGAGUUACCAUCUGCCGGGUCUCUCCCACAAUAGGCUCA
Paramuricea clavata is the source of this 21406-nucleotide messenger RNA. The record is from the annotation of a GenBank genome assembly. Lineage: Eukaryota; Metazoa; Cnidaria; Anthozoa; Malacalcyonacea; Plexauridae.